UCGUCAAGCCGAAGAGGGAAAAAUCCGAACGCGGCGGAUAGAAAAAUAAACUCGCGUUCUUACUGGAGCCGUGCGGACGCGUUUGUCUGCAGGCUAAAUUUGAAAAUUGUACCCUCUAAUCCGGAACAAUCUCGGUGAAACUAGUGCGGCAGUGUUCCCUCGUUCUAGACCUUGUAGAAAGUGACGGUAUUUGGGUUGGAAUCAAGGGGGAAGUAGGAAAAAGUUUAGUUUUCAGUUUCCCAAUUUUACGCGUCGCGACAGUGAAAAUUCCUGCCAAAUGAAAAUGUGGCACGAAGCCCGGAAACAGGAGAAGAAAAUCCGAGGGAUGUUGGUCGACUACCGGAAGCGGGCAGAGCGGCGGCAGAAUUUUUACGAACGCAUAGUGAGUUUGUAGAACAUGAAAGCGGACCCGACACAAUUUCUUCAAGUUCACAGUCGCAAAUGCAAAAUACAUCUGGACCAAAGCGUGGCGGCAGCUGCAGAGAAUCCGGCCAUCAUGAUGCCAUGGCAGGGUCAGAAAGACAACCUGAUCGAUCGAUUCGAUGUGCGUGCCCAUCUGGAUUACAUUCCGCCGGCACCGUGCGUACCGAAACCGGAUCAGACGACGACGACGACGGGAACCGAGGACGAUCUGGUGGACGUGGAGGAACGAGCCAUGAACUACGAACGGUACCGGGUGCUGGCACAGAACGAGUUUCUCGGCAUCAGUGAGGAAAAAUUCUUGCACCAGCUCUAUUUGGAAGAACAGUACGGAGUAAGUGCACAAGUAGAGGCGGAGCAAAAGGCGGCAUCUUCGUCCAAAAAGAAAGCGGCUGGAGCGGGGGUAGCGAUCGGUUACACCUAUGAAGAUUCCACCGAUCCGAGCGGUGUGGUUCCGUUCACCCAAACCAUUAGCGCUAUCGAGCAGAGUACCGGUUCCGGAAGGUACGACGAGUGCAUGAAGAGUGAUUCCGAUUCGGAUCUGGAUAUGGAUGUAUCGAUCGAUAUCAACAAAGUCGGAACGGCACAAGCGCAUGAAAUGAACGCUUGUGGACGGCAUUAUGGAAUGAAGAGCAAUGAUUUUUAUUCAUUCCUGACCAAGGAUGCGGAUGAAGCAGAAGCUCUGAAAAUGGCUCGAGAGGAAGAACAGGAAAAGAUCAUGUUCAGCGGAAGGAAAAGCAGACGGGAAAGGCGCGCUCAGCGGGAGCGUAAAUUUGUGGGAAGGACGAUGAGUCCCCCAAGCUAUGCUGCAAAAGAAGAUCUUGUUCCCAGGACCUACGAUGAUCCGAAUGAUAGCUCCCGUUCUCCUUCGCCAGUUAAUUCAGGGAAGAUUACCUACAUUACCUCGUUCGGAGGGGAGGAUGAACUUCAGCCUCACUCAAAGAUAUCAAUUAGCUUUAACAAAGAUAGUCAGUCUCAAGCGGGUACAUCAUAUGCGGACAAAGUCAGACAAAAUCUCCAAAAAUUGAAAGGCUCUCAAACCAAAGAAGAGGAAAGCAAAAUACCGGUUCAGUACCAGCGCAGGUCCAGGAGCUACAGUGAUCGUAGCCGAAGUCGCAGUAGAAGUGGUUCCCGUUCGUGGCGCAGAAGAAGAAGCCGAAGUCGCUCUCGUGGCAAACGAACCUACUCCAAAUAUCGUAGACGUUCUCGUUCGGGAUCAGGAUCAUCGCGAUCUCCUUCUCGAAGCAAAGGACGCCGAAACCGAAGAUCCCCGGAUUAUUCAUCCAGGCGUCGAAAGCCACGUUCUUCAUCUUCGUCCGCUUCGCCACCAAAAAGACCUGAAAAGAAAGUUAAAAGUCCUGAAUCCAGAGUUACCACUAGAAGUCGCAGCCGUUCGAAAUCGAAGAAAAUUACUCUUCCGGUAACCAAUAUUUCAAAAGUCAAAACUGAACCUCUGGAGAAAAUACCUGAACAUCCACUUCUUUCUGUACCUCCACCACCGCCUCCAUCGAUUCCGCCAAUUGGGUCCAAAACAGAAACGGUAAAGAAGGAAGCAACCUCUCCUAAAGUGCCUAUACUUGUCGAGCCUGAACCGGAGGUUCCGAUUCGCAGAUAUUACGGGCGCAAAAGAGAUGACCAAAGCUCGACUGAUAGCAAUCUUAGUUCUGAUAGCUCGGACGAAGAGGACAAAAAGAUUAGCAUAUCUGAAAUGGCAACUAUGGAAUCAUCAACGAUUUUGCAAUCAUCAGAACCAGGUGGCAAUAGUAGCAGUACAAUUGCGGGUGGUUUGAUACCCUUCGUCGGUGGAAUAACUAUUAAACAGGAGCGUUUGGAAUCGUUCGGAAGUGGUCCCACGUUGCCGUCGUCUUCGUCCAGCCGGCAGGUCACCAGUAAAUCAUCCCAAUCGAUCGGCCCAGGCAGUUCUGCUGCCGCUGCUGCUACUACUACUCCUACUAGUGGUGGCAUCGGGGGUAGUUUAGCCGCCUCAUCAGGCACAACCGACUCCAAAAGUUUGGCUGCUGCCGCUGCAUCGAAGUCUCUUAACCCGAGAGAUCGUCUGAAGCGAAAAAUGCAGAUACUUCUGAACAAGCAAUUUAAAGCCGACAAAAAGGCCGAGAUUGAAAAAGUUGAACGUCAAAUUCAACAACAGCAAGAGCGAGAAGAUGAGAUGAGGGAAUUGGCAUUGCGUUUGCGACGACGGCAACGCGAACUUCGGCACAAGUACGGAACUCCAGAAAGUGACAAAAGCCCAUCCAAAUCACCCGUGGAUAGUUCAGACGAAGAACGUCGCGAAACUUCACGUCUAUCGACAAUCAAAGAAGAUUCGCCUGCACCCAAAGAGUCACCACAACUUCCUCCUAAUCCCCCUUCAUCUAGCAAACCGACCGGUUCAAGUAAAUCUAGCUACAGUACAGCCGCAGUCAUUGAGCGGAAACCAGUACUUCGCCGCAUAACUCGAGCCGAGGCUUCUCGAUCACCCAGUGUUGCGAGAACUACUCGACGGCAGGUUGCUUCUCGGAGUCGCAGCCGUUCGCGAUCUUCGACUGUCGCUGGGUACGGUGCAUCUACGUCGGCUUCAACGGGAAGUCGAAGGUACGAUGACCGUUCCACGCGAAGGCGUUCUCCACCACACGGGUCGAGAUAUCGACAUCGCUCCCGCUCCAGAUCCCGGGAAAGAGAGCGUGGCCGCUACGCAAGUGGAAGGUCUACGCGGGACUACGAUCGUGGUGGCGGAGGUGAGAGUAGCCGCCACUACAGGCGAAGAUCACGAUCUGCCUCCCGAGAACGACGCCGAUCGCGCUCACGUCCAAGGCGAUCGAGUAGAUCUCGGUCUCGGGGUUAUACGGGAGGAGGAGCCUCAGGGAGUGCUACCCGUAGAGAUAGAUCACCGAAACCGGUGAAAAAACUGGUUGACUAUUGAUAUAAGUGCGCCAACUAAAGGUUUCCGAUUUCACUAUUGAUCGUUUUACAAUCUAUUACUCAAACCUUCUUUCUGCCAUAUUGGUCGUUUCCAACUACCCGUUAAACUUUAUACAACAAUUUUAGAUUGUGCACAGUGGGUAAUCAACAAUAUAAAAUUUCGUUAUUUUUCAGUGAAA
Messenger RNA from Uranotaenia lowii, 3518 nucleotides. Its product is annotated as CLK4-associating serine/arginine rich protein-like. Bases 398 to 3340 code for a protein of 980 amino acids. The record is from RefSeq and is a predicted model, not a curated record. The transcript is spliced from 8 exons. NCBI's taxonomy places the organism in Eukaryota, Metazoa, Arthropoda, Insecta, Diptera, Culicidae.